AGCUUAAAAUCGCAGCAUAUUACAAUAUCUUAAAUAUGUUCACAUAUGUAUAUUUAAUAACGCUGCAGUUGAUAAGAUAUACACAAUCAGCUUGUGACAGUAAUUCAUCGUAGAUAAAGCUGUUUAAACUUAUCCCUAUUUGCCUAACAGAUAUCAAGAAAAUGUUCAACGUAUAUACUUAUUCUGUUUACCUAGCAGUAUGCUGCGCUUACUUCUUUGGAUUGCACGCUGAGGAAGAGCAUUAUUCAGUGCGACUUAAGAACUGUACAUCGCAACAAGAGUGCCCUGAUCAUUCCAUAUGUACAAAGGUUGAAGGCAAAUUCCAAUGCAUCUGCUGGCAGGGAUACCAUCAGAAUCCGGACUGGUCCGCAGGCUACUUCGACAUCAGCGACUCGGAUUACUGCACGAGCGAACCGUCAAAUAAAACUGUUAUCGUUCACAAUCGCCUACCAGCUAAGAACGAAAAUCUGGCAGUCGUCAUUCUAUUGGUGUUAUUUGCAGUCAUCGUUGUUAUUGUGGUAGUGUAUUGCUUAGUUGUACUUCGUCCAAUUAGUCGCACUAUAACUGUUUACCGUCGGCUAAAAUUGAAGCGCUCAAACCAUAAUCGGCUCGAGGAGUUUUACGAUAUUGACAUGACAUUUCGCGAUACGCAUGCAAAAGCGGAAUGUGCCUGAAAACAGAGAAUGUUCGACUUGAAAAACUGCAGCUGUAAACUAU
Molecule: messenger RNA, 717 nt
Organism: Drosophila navojoa
Lineage: Eukaryota; Metazoa; Arthropoda; Insecta; Diptera; Drosophilidae
Source: RefSeq, a predicted model, not a curated record